CCACCAGGGGGUGGUGGGAACCGCGGUUCCGGGAUGGUAGGCGGCGGCGGCGGCGGGGGCGGCGGGCUCCUAGAGAACGCCAACCCCCUCAUCUAUGAGCGCUCGGGGGAGCGGCCGGUGACAGCGGGCGAGGAAGAUGAGCAGGUGCCCGACAGCAUCGACGCCCGCGAGAUCUUCGAUCUUAUUCGCUCCAUUAAUGACCCGGAGCACCCACUGACACUGGAGGAACUGAACGUAGUAGAGCAAGUUCGGAUUCAGGUUAGUGACCCCGAGAGCACAGUAGCGGUGGCCUUCACACCCACCAUCCCACACUGCAGCAUGGCCACGCUCAUUGGCCUUUCUAUCAAAGUCAAGCUUCUGCGAUCCCUUCCCCAGCGUUUCAAGAUGGAUGUGCACAUUACACCCGGGACCCAUGCCUCGGAGCACGCAGUGAACAAACAGCUUGCAGAUAAGGAGCGAGUGGCAGCUGCCCUGGAGAAUACCCACCUGCUAGAGGUUGUUAAUCAGUGUCUGUCAUCCCGCUCAUGAGCCUGGCUUUUAAGGAUGAGCCUGCACACAUGUGUCAUAGUCUCAGCUCCACCAAGGGCCUGUGGCUUUGUUUUCUUGAAUCACUGACAAUGAGAAACUUAACUUUUUUUUUUUUUUUUUUAAUAAACCCUUAAUUUAUAUUCA
Psammomys obesus (fat sand rat) is the source of this 672-nucleotide messenger RNA. RefSeq names its product cytosolic iron-sulfur assembly component 2B (gene Ciao2b). Gene Ontology annotation, biological process: iron-sulfur cluster assembly. The record is from RefSeq and is a predicted model, not a curated record. Lineage: Eukaryota; Metazoa; Chordata; Mammalia; Rodentia; Muridae. The coding region runs from base 34 to 528 and encodes 164 amino acids. The transcript is spliced from 5 exons. Gene Ontology annotation, cellular component: cytosolic [4Fe-4S] assembly targeting complex.